AUAUUGCAGAUUCUAAAAUGGCGCCACUAUGAGUCCUUUACUGCAAAAGAAGCACUGCUUGUACAAGAGACUGUCAUUGUUUUGCUGUAGAUAUAAAAUGGAGGACAUAGGGCUAGCUAGCAAGCAUGAUGCAGCUGGAGGUGUCUUAGUAGAGCCAGCAUAAUUGUCGUUUUGUGGCAUGCAAGCUAUGCUGUUUAACUGCAUCUUCAAUUAACGGUAUAGCCACUUUGCUGCAAUAUCGUUGUAUGUCAUUACAAUUGCACGAGUAGCAACCGGCCAGAAGACGUCUAGCUGUAACGCUGCAGUGGUUGAAUUAAAAGCGUCGUGUGGAUCUUAAAAGUCAGUUUACGUGAGAUAGAUCAUGAAGGAAGCUUUGUCUCAGCAAGAUUUGGAAGGCUAGUACUGUAUGACUUUUAUCUCUACACUUCAGUUGUGCUGUUUUCAAAUCGGACUUCCUGAAUUUGGUGGGAGCUAACGUUACGUUGUAUGUCGUCAACAACAGUGGUUAGAGAUCACUUCAGCAAUACCAACGUUAAGUAUGGAAAGGGACCCCGGAGGGGGUGAGCGAGCAUCCAGUGAAUUUCUGUCCGCCUCUCAAGUCCAGCCAGGGUGCUGGUGGUGAGCAGGUGUAUCGUGUUGACUAUGAGAUCCACUCUGUUAACAAGUGGAGGCCUUCAUCUAGAUGCAGGAGCGCUUGACCUCGGUCUAACCGAAGCAGCUGUCCAGGAUUUCCUUGCGGGGCAGGAGGAAGACACCCGACACUUUAUCCACACACUCCCCAACCUGAUUGGCACCUUUCAGCACACCAGCGGGCCUAUCCUCCGCAACAAGGCCAGGGGCUCCACCCGGACGUUUGGGUGCAGGCCAGGGCAAUCCCUUGUUUUUGGGGAGGGGCACCUAGGGCUUUUUGGGAGCUUCGGGGCCCUGACGACCCCCUUCAAGCAGAUGGGGGGCGAAGGAAUCCUAGUGAAUAGCAAGUCACUAUUCGGACACGCCAACAAGAGUAUGGGUAAGAUGGACCCUGUGGUGUCGAAUGGCAACAAGCAGCCGCAGGACGCUGACGAUGUCAGCGGCGGUGCAGGUUUGGGGGUGCUCCUGGGAGGGUUGCCGCUACCCUCGCCCGAGCCCUGUCCCGAGGGCAAACGGAGGAACAUCCGCAAGGGGCCGAAUCACAGCGCGGCACAGACCAACUGCAUCCGACAGAUCUUGUUGCUGCAACUGGAGCUAAUUGAACAGCAGCAACAGCAGCUGCAGUCCAAGAACCACGAGAUCAACGAGCUCAAGGAAGAGAAGGAGACGUUGAUGGCACGUAUCGAGCAAAUGGAGCGGAGGCUGCAGCAUACAGUGAAGAAGGACAAGCCGCGCAAACCCCAGCCCCCGACUACAUCCACACGCCGGAAAGAGCCGGAACCCCUGUCAGAGACACCCGAGGGGCCAGGGCUGUCCCAGAACCGGCUACACACCCCCAAGCAGCCAUAUUUCGGCAGGGGGGGCAAGGGCCACAAAAGACGCUUCCUCAGUCAGGAGCCCCGAGUUGGCCGGUUUCGCCGUGGCGGAGGCCCCCGCUCCCCUUUGCGAAAGGUCAUUGUCUUCAAGGAGGAGGAAGAUGGGGGGGAAGAGUACAACGAGGAAGAGAAAGAGGAGCGGGGGGCCUUCAGCCUGCAGAGCUCGCCCAGCUCUGUGGAGGAUGUGGCGUUGGCGCAACAGAUGCAAGAGCUCCCCUACCUGGCCUCCACUGACAUGUACCUGUGUUGCUGGCACCCGCCACCCGUGUCCAGCUCGCCCUGGCAUGACCCCUCUCCCACCCAAGAGGACACGGUGGACGUGCCCUCUUGGAGAGAGAACACGGUGGCUCCACUUGGAGAGAAAGAAGCGGCUAACGUCCCAGAGAGCCUGGAGGACAGGGUAUUCCGGAAGCGGCACAUAAAGUUGGAGCUGGAAGAGAAGAGGAGAAAGAGAUGGGACAUCCAGCGGAUCCGUGAGCAGCGCAUCUUCCAGCGGCUACAGCAGCGCAUGAACAAGAAGAAGGCCACCCCAGAGCCCGAGUCCCACCUCCAGUCCUUUUACCCCGAAGCUGAGGAUGUUGAAUCCAUCACGAUCACACCUUUCCUGCCAGUGGUGGCAUUUGGUAGACCUCUGCCAAACAUCAAACAACAGAACUUUGAACUCCCCUGGCUGGAUGAAUGUGAACGUGUCCGCAGUCGCCCGGAAGUAUCCGUCAAGAAGAAGAAGAAAACGCCCCAUAGAACGUGCCGGAAGUGAGCCCCGCUCCACAGCACUCUGAGCCAAUCAGAUGAGAAUCAGAGUGCUGGUUUCUCCCAUCCCAGAUACAUAAAGAGCUCAUAAUGGGCUUAGAGAAUGUAGCUGGGGGGGGUGGGGGUGGGGGGGUGUCACAAAAGCAUGACUUGCAGUGGACACUGAGAAGAAAAGACGCGGGUUCUCCAGGUUAUCCGUAAUGCGGUUCUUGCCAACAGAGCAACAUGUAGUGGAGGACAGCGCGUUCCGUCCCCUUCCUGAAUGUCCUUCAGCUCAUUUGUGACGUUUCAGCCCUGUAAAUCUGCCCCAAACGCAGCUUAACUGGAAGCACUCAUGAAAACAGAUAAACUACCCCAACUUGCUGAACUCUUAUUGUAUAGGGAAUUUUUUUUCUGUUCAUCUUUUUGAUUUUCUUAAAACAGCGCAGAAUGUAUCUUUCAGUUUUUUGUUGUCAGUUUAUCAAGCUUUUUUGUCAUCUAUAUGCCAAACCUACCCAUUUGCCUCUUCCCUCACAGACAGGAGAGGGUAGGUUACAGUUUUAUAAAACUGUUAUAUCAUUGUGGUAUAUUAAGAUGUGUUAAAUCUGGCAUUCUUCUCUACUUUAGUUCUGAGGAAGGUUCUGUUCAAAUGUACAAAAAGAUUGAUAAUCAUUUGUUGUAAAAAAAAAAGAAAAGGAAAUGUUAUGUUAUGAAAAUAUGUGAGAGCUAUUCUUGAGAAGAUGUUCCAAAAAAAUUUAACUUGUUAACAACUGAAAUCGAAGUCUUUGCUGUACUUUGUGGCACACUAUUUGCUCAAGGCCCGCAAGGCCCACAGCGAGUUUCAUCACAGGUGCAUAUUUAUAUCAACUGCAUUAAUUACAACUUCAGAAUGUAUGAUUAUUUGCGAAAUAGCAUCUGUUGUAACGUAUAGAUACAAUUAAAUGAUCUUAGAUCACUUUA
Messenger RNA from Clupea harengus (Atlantic herring), 3194 nucleotides. RefSeq names its product MSL complex subunit 1a (gene msl1a). Gene Ontology annotation, molecular function: chromatin binding. Lineage: Eukaryota; Metazoa; Chordata; Actinopteri; Clupeiformes; Clupeidae. The record is from RefSeq and is a predicted model, not a curated record. Gene Ontology annotation, cellular component: MSL complex.